Messenger RNA from Rhododendron vialii, 4126 nucleotides. RefSeq lists its product as uncharacterized. The coding region runs from base 124 to 3462 and encodes 1112 amino acids. The transcript has 9 exons. The record is from RefSeq and is a predicted model, not a curated record. Lineage: Eukaryota; Viridiplantae; Streptophyta; Magnoliopsida; Ericales; Ericaceae.
ACAUGCGCGUCAAGCGCCUAUACAGUCACGCUAACACAGAAAAACCAGAUACCGGCUGAGAGAAAAAGAGACGCACAGAGAAAUCAUAAUUGCCGGCUACAGACACAGAAUUGCGGGCCGGCUAUGGUGGAUUCCAAAGCAGAGGAGGACGACGAUGAGGGCUUCGGCGACUUCACCUUCGCCUCUUCCGAUCAGAUCAACGGCCGGAAACCCAUCAUAUCCAACGGCGACGACGACUGGGGCGAUUUCGUCGAAUCCCCGCUCCGAUCGGCGCCCCUCACCGGGGUUUUCAACGCCCAGUCUAAUAAACCCUCGGACCCAUCUGGGUGUUUCCCAGAUCAGUCCCGAUCGACGACCGAGUCUGCGCCGGGUCGCGCCGAGUCGCAUUGGGUGAAUUCCAGAGGAGCUCUGCCGCUUUCGUUAUUCGGCGACGCGGAGCAGGAGGAAACGGAUGCGGUCGGUCCUCCGUUUGAGGACUCUGCUGUUGAUAUGAAGUAUGGAACCAAUAUGGGGAGAGCUUCUGAUUUGUACAGUCAGGUUGAGCCGGUCAAGGCUGAGAACGGGUUUAAUUUGGAUUCGAACGGGUCUGAUUCGAGUGCGAUUGAGAAAGAUUCAAUCUUGAAUUCACUUGGGAUGGAUUCGAUUUUGAAUUUAUUUGCUGGAAGCAAUGACAUUCAGAGUCCACAGAUCAAUACUGUAAGUGGGGUUAGCCAGAAUAUGGGUUUAUUUUCUGGAAGUAAUAAUCUUCAGAGCCCACAGAUUAGUUCUGUAAGUGGGGUUAGUCUGGAUAUGGAUUUGUUUUCUGUAGGUAAUAAUCUGAUGAGUCAGCAGAUUAAGGCUGUAAGUGGGUUAAGUUCGGAUUCGAAUGGGGCAGAUCCGAAUGUGAUUGAGAAAGACUCAAUCUUGAAUACAGCAAGUUCUCCUGGGAUGAAUUCGAUUUUGGAUUUAUUUGCUGGAAACAAUGUGAUUCAGAGUCCACAGAUUGAUACUGUUAGUGGGGUUAGUCAGAAUAUGGAUUUGUUUUCUGGAAGUAAUAAUCUUCAGGGUGAGCAGAUUAAGGCUGUAAAUGAGUUGAACGCGCAUUCGGAUUGGUUUGGUGGACAGCAGAUCAAGGUGGUCAGUGGGUUCAACUCCUAUUCAAGUGGAAUGAAUUUGAAUGAGGAUUUAUUUUCUGGCAGCAUUGGUUUUGAUGCGAUUUCGAAUGAUUAUAGUCAGGAUCAGCUGAAUAACUUUGAAACCUCUAACGGGUUGGGUUCGAAUUUGAGUGCAUCUUCACCAAUUACUAUGGGUAUGGAUUCGUACUUGGAUCCUAUAGUUGGAAGUGAAGAAUUUGAUAGUGAUUAUGAAGGAUGGGAAUUUAAGGAUGCAUACUCAGAAACCAAGGCUGGAGUUGGGAGUGAUAAGAUUUUUUCUAAUUUGAAGGUCGGCAGGAAAGAUGAAGGACGUUUUGGGGUAACAGGGUUGUCAUUUGAGUUUGGCAAUGGUUUUCAUGGAUCUGAUUUAUUUUCGUCAUCAAAUGGGUUCUCUGUUCAACCCAGGGAAGUGGACAUCAGUUUUGAUUUCAAGCCACUGACAGUUGCUCAAAAUGGUUUUAACUCCGAUUCAUUAUUUAGAAGUGAGCAGAAUGGUACUCCAAAUGGGUUGAAUUCUGAUCGUGGUGUUGGGAUUGUUGAAUCUGAUGAAAGCUUUGGGGAUUUUGAAGGUGCAUUUACUGAAAAUGGAUUGAAUCAAGAGCAUUUUCCUAAUUUGAAGGUCGGCAGGAAGGAUGAAGGAAAUUUUGGGGUAACAGGGUCGUCAUUUGAGUUUGGUGAUGGUUCAAAAGGAUCUGAUUUAUUUUCGUUAUCAAAUGGGUUUUCUGUUCAACCCAGGGAAGUGGACAUCAGUGUUAAUUUCAAGCAACUGACAGUUGCUCAAAAUGGUUUUAGCUCUGAUUCACUAUUUGAAAGUGAGAAGAAUGGCACUGAAAAUGGUUUGAAUUCUGAUUGUGGUGUUGGGAUUGUUGAAUCUGAUGAAAGCUUUGGGGAUUUUGAAGGUGCAUUUACUGAUACUGGAUUGAAUCAAGAGAGAAAUGAGACCGUGUCUGAUAAUCAUAAAGGGGCCCUGCCACUGUCCAUUUUUGGUGAUGAAGAGCUGACUGAUGAUUCCCCAAAGAUUCAAGAUGCCUUUACAUUCAAGCCCUCGUACCCAAGAAAUGGCAUUAAUAGUCAGGGGUCCAAUAUCUCUAUCAAUGAUCUCAUAUCAAACUUAUAUUGUCAAGCUGAGCAGAUCCCUCCGGUUGACGAUACAGGAAAACAUACUGGAAAUGGGUUGGACUCGUCGAAUGAAGUGAUGGAUCUUAGCCUAGUGAAUAGUGAUGAUGAUUUUGAGGAUUCUUCAUGGGAUUUUAAAGAUGCAUCAAUCCAGACUAGCACCAUUGAUCAAACAUCUCUUCGGGCUCAAGGAGAUACAUGUGACAAUUUUACUACCAACUCACAGUUGAUUAAUUUCAGGGACUUUUACUGCAAAUUGAAGGAUGAGUUAUCCGCUGUUUAUAGAGGGCAUCUCAACAAUUUAAUGAGAGAUAAGCACGCUGCUGGUCUUUCUGGUGACGAUGCAAAAGUGGCAGCUAUUGACAAGGAAAUCAAGGAGGCUUGUAAGGAACUUCACGAAGGGAAUAUAUACUCCAAAGAAUGUUCAGAGGAUGAACUGCCAAGAGAUGUUUCCCUGAAGGAAUUUAUUGAAGUCUCCAAGCUGAAGUUCCAAGUACUGGAAUCAGAGUUUGGUUUAUCAGGAAGAUUGCAUCUAGCAGAGCAGGAUUUGGGAUCAGCAGUUGAACUAAUGAAACACACAACUUUAAUGCUAGAUGUUCUCACAUUAGGAUCAACAGAGGAUCAAGGCAUUUAUGUCUACACAUGGUCGAAGAUGAUCUCUGCAUGUGCUCAAGAGUUGAAGCAUGGCUCCUGGAUUUGGAAGCAAUUAGUAGAAAAAAACAUUGGAAGCAAGAUACUUUCUGAACCUCGAGGCAAGGGUUUCAUUCUUGCCCUAGGAGAGAUUUACAGAGUAGUUGCAGUUCUUGGAGCCUCAACCAAACUUUACAAGCCAUGGAUACUAUCAAGCUCUACAGAUUCUACAAGCAUUUACGCUCUUCUAGAAGAGUGUUAUACUCUAUGGUCAACUUUGGGAAUCGAGGAAGCUCUCCAGGAAAUAUCUGAUCCUAUUGAUUUUGAAUACCACAGUACAGUUGAGGCAUUACGGGAGUCGAUCAGGUUUAUUCACGGUCAUGAUGAGCUUACACUUGGAAAUCGUACUUUGAAUCAACAAGUUUCUGUAUGUCGGCUGUCACUUUUAACUUCAGAAGCAGUACCUGAUAUUAAAAUGGUGUUGUGGAAUGGGAAGUAUUGCUUUCUCCCGCUAGCGAAUUUGUGGGCUAAUCUCAUAAGUUGUGAUCCUCCGGAGUUGCCAUAUUUGGAUGUUGGCUCAUGAGAAAGAAUCUUGUGGAACAUGGUUGGAAUUGUUUCUACGAAUUUGUGCUAAGAGUUGCGAUUGAAUCCCAUUGUGUGGCAGUGAACUUUGGGGUACCAACUUCUGCCCGGCUCAAACUGCUCCGCGGAAUAUACCUUCAGAAUAUAUCGUGCUGAAAUCCAAAAGUCAAUCGCUAUUCGCUUCUGCGUGCCGACCAGGCAAAUGCAUUUUGUUGAUCAGUUUUUUGUUUUUUUCGGGAUUUUUUUUUGUAUAAGCUGUAGUGUAGGGUGUGAAGAUAGUAGUAUAAGAUGAUUUACGGUCUUUGUUGUGUACUAGUUGAAGCCUGGAAGGAGGAAUCAAACUGACAGCCACAUGCCCAGAAUCAGCAACGGCGGAAUGACAGUAAAUGUAGCACGUUUUCCUUUCUCUCUCCUAUCUGAACGAUUUAGGUGAAGACGGCUGAGAUUUUGUGUUGAAAAGAAAAGACACUGUGCUUUGUAUAUUGCUCAAUUGAUAUCAAAUAAGUGCGGAAGCAUAAGCCAGCUUUCUACGUACAGUUAUUUGUGUCUUCCUGUGUUUCUUGCUGCCACCUUUUUAAAGAAAAGUGGAAUUUGAUAUUCUAGUGUUGAAACAUUAGAUUGGGAAUUCUCAUAUUAUCUUCAAGUUCAGAUGAUGUGCUUCUGUA